GUGUCAUUCCAUCAGCGCAGAAACCAAUUUCAAUACAUUCUGUACCUAUAUACUUACCGUGGCAGCAAUAUAUAUUUAUAUAUACAUAAAUUCGCCGAUUGAACUUCGAGUCGCUACCCCCGAAGAGGAGGUGCUGCGGAAAUUUGAAAAACGACAACGACGACAACAACAACAUGUUUCUGUCGUACGCCGUCGUGCCCGUGUUCGUUUUCACGGUGCUGUUGAACUUCUUCAACUUGUACGCUCCCAUCGACUCGCUGAUGUGCGGCCAGAACUUCACGUGUUGUGAGGAGUGCCUCAACUCGACGUGCCACACCCAAAUGAACAGGACUUGCACGAUCAACCCGGACAACAUCACGUAUGCGUGCUUUACAUGUGACCCCGACCCGAGCGGAAACGUUCAGUACUACUCCGAGGCGGAAUGCACGGCGACCUGCAAGGAACCGACCAAGAAGUGCAUUUGUGAUGGCGCUUGUUGGUCGUGCAUGGUAACGGAGAGCGUCGAUCUGACCAAGUUUGUGUGCGCCAUGCCCACCCUGGCGGUAGACGAGACGUGCGCGGUAGUCCCAUACGGCAGCAACUGCACCGCGCCCGCCACCUCGGGACCGUGAAUAUAUUAUUACCUACCUAUCAUCACCAUUGACAAUAUGAUUUUUGUUCUUAAAAAAAUAAUGCCUCGUUAUUGUGUUAUUACCAUAAAGUAUAUAUCGUGAUAUCCGCAUCCGAUCACCCCCUCAAUGAAUUUCGCGUAAUAUAUUUAUUCUCACGGUUUCACGUACUCUGUGUGCAAAAAAAAAAAAACAUUUAAAAUACAAAAAAAUCUUAAAACUAUAUCAUUGUUAUUCGAUAUUAUUCUUUACCUUGUUAUCUAUUGAAUCAUUAUAUUAUUAUUAUAUAUUAUGUAAUCGGUGCACUAUUAUUUCAUCAAUAUUAAACUAUUAGUCCAUUACGUACUAUAA
Molecule: messenger RNA, 959 nt
Organism: Acyrthosiphon pisum (pea aphid)
Lineage: Eukaryota; Metazoa; Arthropoda; Insecta; Hemiptera; Aphididae
Source: RefSeq, marked predicted